Aspergillus alliaceus is the source of this 1762-nucleotide messenger RNA. RefSeq lists its product as uncharacterized. The coding region runs from base 739 to 1596 and encodes 285 amino acids. The transcript has a single exon. Lineage: Eukaryota; Fungi; Ascomycota; Eurotiomycetes; Eurotiales; Aspergillaceae. The record is from RefSeq and is a predicted model, not a curated record.
GACUUCUGGAGAUGUGAAGGACUCCAUGGAUUAAGAUUUGAACACCAGCUAACCUAUUAUGUACUAGACCAUAUUACAUAAGGAGCUACUAUCAACAUUGGCCUUAGGCAUAUAUAGGCACGAUUCUCUGCGCAUACCAUACACCCACGUGCCUUGCGUUUUCUUCCUUUUCAGUGAAUUAGCGUUCGAGAAAGCUUUGAGACAUACCUAUCCCCUGGAUAUGUCCCUAGGAAUCUGAAGAAUAAGAAAUCUUAUCCUGGGUUCUUUUGGACGAUGGCCACUUCAUUUGCAGCAUAGGCACAUAAUGAGGGAAUAAAUGGCCUUUUUCCAACGGUCUCCGUGCUUUUCAAGUUCUAUGAUGCAGCUUGUAUUAAUUGACACAAUUCACUAUGUCUCCCCACCACCUAGAUCGAAGGACCGGCCAGGUAUACUCGGAAAAGACCUCGGCCCCGGCUGUGGCCUACUCGAAAGGGCCAUCUUGGGUUCAUGAGACACCCUUUUUGACUAGGGGUUGGGAGGAAACAAACGAAGUCGGGGCCCCUUCAUUGAAACACUCCGCAAUGAAACAGGUGCUAUCAGACCAGAGGAAUCUGACGCCACAGUUAUUUGUGAAUAUACCAUGGCCCAUUGCCAAUUAUCUGUGGGACUGCCUCGGAAGAAGGUGAGUCGCCUUGCCACAUCGGUAAACCGAACACCAUCUAAAUAACCACAUAAAAUAGUCGAAAAAGAACUUUCUAUAUGUGGAAGCUGUUCGCAACCGCGUACCCGGUUGAAUUCCGGCAGAUCUCCCAGUACCGUUCAAUGAAGAUCGAAGGACCUAGACUGGCCAUGCGGGACUACCUGGGGCUAGUGAAGAGCGACUCCAUGAAAUGGCAAGUCGUGUUAACCCUGGCUACCUCCUUUGCCAGAGUGCCUGAGCUCGUGGAAAUAUCAAGUAUCCGGAACCUUGUUGCCUUGGAAGUUGCCACGCCUCCACAUGUUGGGGCCCCCACAAGCCAUACAGAGAUGCCGGUGACAGCUCUGAAUGAUCGGAUUAUCCGAAGUUGGAGGGAACUGGUGCAAACGUCGGGUGCAUUUGCGCACCUUCGAGCUCUCAAAUUGUGUUACCAGGACUUGUCGGGUGUCGUACUGCGAUAUUUGUGCGCUUUCCCAUCUUUACGGAUAAUCGUUGCGUAUGGAUGUCCAGGUAUCCACUCCAUGUUUACCAAUGGCUCGGAGAGAGAUGGGUGGGAGUCUCGGCCGGUCCAGGAAGGACAGCCACCUGCGCUCUACGAAUUGUAUCAAACAAGCUUCGCCGAUAUGGGCGUAGAGCCCUCUGCUCUGGAUCGGGAGAGUCCAAUUCUGGACUUUCAGGUAGGCCAAACUAAUCAGACACCCAAGCGUGUAUCCAAAAAUGUCCAAACUCUAUACCUAUAUCGCACCACGGCGGCAAUUCGGACACCCGCCGAGCAGUCGGAACCACGUAUACCGACGAAAAGGCCUAGAGGAGAGGUCUCGGCCCCGGGCGAGCGUCAGGGGCGGCCGGCGCCGAAGAGGGCUGUGAUGAGAAAUCGCCCAACCAGGGACCUCGGAGAAAUAUUGGGGACUUUCCUUUAAGCGAGCGGCGGCAGAUCUAAUGUGCAAGACGUCACUGCAGGAGGGUUGGGACAGGACGCGAUGAUUGGACGUUCAGUAUUGACUUUAUGCUGUUGAGACUCUGUAAAAGCUACCAGGAGGUGUAGCUAUUGAGUAUAGCUACACAUAGCUACACCCAUGUAGAAAC